UUAUCUAACCCGUAUAAAUAGAAGCGUACGCAGAGAAGGCACAGGAUGGAACACUCAUGAUGAAUUGUUAGGGCAUGUUGCGUUGGUUCUGUCGAUGCCUGCAGUCAGAUGAUUUCACUGGCUGUACAGGAUGAAAUCUCAUAUUUCAAUGUAUAAGUAAAAGUGUCAAAGUUCAGCUGAAGCAGGGACGAAUACAGAACAAAUUUUGUGUGCAUUUGAAACUAGGGCACCAGAGCAACAGAGGAAGCCAAAAUGAGCCAGAAAAGCAAAAGGACUUUAAAGGAGAAAUUUGCCUUGAAGAACAGCUUGGUUAAAGAAGCCCUCUCAGAAUUCCUGGGAACUUUUAUAUUGAUAGCACUUGGCUGCGGGUGUGUGGGACAGGCUGUCCUGAGCAGAGGAGCCCAUGGAGGGCCCAUGACAGUAGCAGUUGGAUUUGCGAUGGCAGUCACCGUAGCAGUGUAUGUGGCGGGAGGGGUUUCUGGUGGUCACGUAAACCCAGCAGUUUCAUUAGCCAUGUGCGUGACUGGAAGAUUAAAAUGGACCAAAUUACCAAUUUACAUAUUAGCACAGUUCCUGGGAGCAUUCGUUGGAGCAGCGGCUGUCUUUGGGAUUUAUUACGAUGCUUUCAUGGAAUUCAGCAAUGGAAGGCUUGAAGUCACGGGACCUAAUGCAACAGCACAUAUAUUUGCAACAUAUCCAGCUCCUUAUCUGUCCCUCAUAAAUGGAUUUGCAGACCAGGUGAUGUCAACAGCUGUUCUUCUUCUGGUUAUAUUUGCUAUUUUUGACACAAGAAAUAACAGAGUGCCAAAGGGACUGGAGCCAAUCGCUGUAGGUCUUCUUAUAAUUGUUCUUACUUGCUCCUUGGGAAUGAACAGUGGCUGUGCCAUGAACCCGGCCAGGGAUCUGGGCCCAAGGCUCUUCACAGCCAUUGCAGGAUGGGGGAUGGAAGUAUUCACGGCUGGAAAUAAUUGGUGGUGGGUCCCUAUAGUUGCACCUAUGCUGGGAGGUGUACUUGGAGCGAUGAUCUAUGUGGUUUUUAUUGAGAUUCAUCACUCAGAUACUCAGCCAGGAGAAGAAAAUGAUGUGUAUGAUAAAUAUGAACUGACCAAUACGGAGUAAGAGAUAAAAUUCAUUCCCGUGGAGAAGGACCAGCAACAGAGGCUUAUGCUGUGCAGAGACCAGCUGAAGGCCUAUGUCUGCAUAAGCUUUCAGGAGGCCUUCUGCUGCUGAUCUGCAUGGGGGAUCUCAUCUGCUUUGUGGGAGUAAUUUUUAUUUUGGUAGAAGUAUUCAAAAAAGAAGGAAUUGGUCUCAGACCUGGUCCUAGAUCUGAGCUCCCCAAGGAGGGUCAGCUCCGUGUCAGGGAGUUUUCUCUCAAUAAAUAGAAGCGGUGGUACCUACACUACCUCCUAAAAUCCAGCCUUGAAAAAUGAAAUUAUUUCCGCUUAAUCAUUGUGAAUUGAAUGUAUCCAACAAAGUUCAUUUCUAAUAUGUAUAAAUAUAUAUCGGUGGUGGUGGUGGUCAUGAAUAAAUUGAUACCCUGUUCAGUGAUGGUCCUGAGCUAUUUUCAUGGCAGAACGCCAGAGUACCUGUUGGAUGCACUCAUUAUAGUGUCCUCCUCCCUUUGGAUUCCUACAGUUCUCCCUGGAAUUCCACACUACUUUCUGAUAUCACUCUUGAAGGGAGGAACCCUUCCUGUUGCCAGCAUUGCCUGUGCACGUUGGUGAGGGAUCCACAGAAGUGGUCUGGAAAAUAUUGCAGUCAGAAUCUGCCUCAGCAUUUGGGCAGGUCAAGCCUGUGUCACUGCAUGUCUGUGCCACGGUCCCUGGUAUGCCACUGCGAAUUCAUGGCAGAAAAGGGAUAGAAUUAGCAGGCCAAGCGAAGCUUUGUCUACUGCAGCUGUAAGUCAGAUGAUGCUGUAUACUUAUGAGAGUAUAUUUCCAAUUUUAAUUACAUUUUUGAAGAAAACUUACAGACUGUAAUGAACUCAGGUUGCUCAGUGACCAUAUCAACCCUGUGCAAAAUGCUAUUUCGUAGAAUCAUAGAAUAGUUAGGGUUGGAAGGGACCUUAAAGAUCAUCUAGUUUCAAUCCCCUGCCAUGGGCAGGGAUAUCCCACUGGCUCAGGCUGCCCAAGGCCCAUCCAACCUGGCCUUGAACAUCUCCAGGGAUGGGGCAGCCACAGCUUCCCUGGGCAGCCUGGGCCAGGGCCUCACCACUGUCAUGGUGAAGAAAUUCUUCCUAAUGUCCAGACUAAAUCUGUCCCUCUCCGGUUUAUACCCAUUUCGCCUCAUCCUAUCACCACAAGCCUUUAAGAAUAGCCCCUCUCCAGUCUUCCUGUAGCCCCUUCAGGUACUGGAAGGUCGCUAUAAGACCUCCUCGGAGCCUUCUCUUCUCCAGGCUGAACAAGCCCAACUCUCUCCGCCUGUCCUUGUAUGGCGGGUGCUCCAGCCAUCUGAUCAUCUUUGUAGCCCUCCUCUGGACCCAUUCCAACAGCACCAUAUCCUUCUUUCUAUUUGAUUCAACAUUUUUCUGCUGUGGGUUAAAAAUUGACAUAGCUAUAGCCACCCGCGUUUGACUGUGUUGAUCUAUUACCUGGAGAGCUGCAGUAACCAGGAGGAAGGGUUUAUAGAAUCAGCUGAGACAGAUACAGGAGAAGUAAGAGUACGGUAUGAAACUUAUUCCUAAUGGUAGCCCGUAUACUGGCAGCACAGACAAGCUAGUUCACAUGUCCUCUACAUUGAUAAAUGGCACUACGUAAAAAAAGAUGGUGUGUAAAAGCAAUUGCAGACUGAGCCACUCCUCCGUGCAACGAUUGCUCUCUUGCCCUUGGUGACACCUGGCAGGAGCACUCGUAGGUGGCUGCCAACCAUCUGUGUCUUGAGAGGGACAACAUAGUUAGGAACUUGCUCUUCCACUGAUGCCAACAUCUAAUAUGAACUAUCUGUGCAGAAAAUAAAAUUAGACAGCUAAUUGAUCAGAAGUGACCGGUUUUGUCCAAAAUAGUAGUGGCAGGUUAUUGCUUAUUGUGCUAGAAUUUUACAUAGUCAAUAUGCUUUAUGUGCCUCCAAAUAUUUCUUCCUUCAAUGCACCAUGGAAAACAGGGGGAAAAGCAGAAUAGAAGUAGGAAGGAAAGUGGGACAGUUUAGUUACACAACCUACUGAGUGACCAGCCCGCACUUGCCGUGUGUCUGUGCAGCAGCCAAGGUACAUGAAGUUGUACUUUUUCUCAAAAUCCUUCUGAUCGCAACAGGGUCUGCCCGUAAAUCAACAUGAAAUAACUUGCCUGAAGUUAUCAACAUGCAAAUUGUAAGCAGUGACACUGUAAUGUGAUAGCAUAGCAUUAUCUAAAAUAUGGUCUAAACAGUUGCUGUCAAUUCUGUGUUUGCUUGAAUAAUUUAUUUUUAAACUUCAAUUAACCAUUAAAUAUGUUUGUAAUUUCUUUGGAGAAACAUGGUAUUAAUAUCACAACUCACACUGACUUCACAAAACAGAAUUUCAUUCAGGAACAAAGUGUUGCAGACCUGUCUCAGAUUUGACACUAUUUACGUGUUUAAGUGUAAGAAUGAAUUCCUGCUUUGGGGACACAACUCAGUUGCGUCUUAACUACAGAAUCAUGUCCAGUACCUCCGUAAUAUAAUGGGACCAAUAAUAAUCAUCUCAUGCCGUAAGCUUACACAGACAUGAUCUGUAUUGUGCAAAAGAAAAAUAAGUAUUUUUACUUGGCAUAAACUAUGCAGUUUUCUUAUAUCAACUGAUAUUCAGUGGCCACACUCGCAUUAAUUUAAUAUAAUACAGUUGGUAACCAGAAAACUUUUUCCAGCCGUAAGACAUUCUGAUUAUGAAUAACCAGUAAUCAGGCUUGAUCACUUUCAUGUCAAGAAAAAAAUCAUUUUCAGAGCAUUGCUCAACUUUCAGUCCAGUUUUGUUCUUUUUCUUUCUUAAGGCAGUUUGUUUGCUCUUUAGAGCUAAACUUAGUACUGAAUUAAUUUGAAGAGUGAUCCUGCAAAUAGUACUGGGUUAAAGGUUGGCUACUGCACUUUAUUUCAUAGAAGUCGGUGGAAUUAUUCACAGUGGAAGGCAAGACAAGCAGUGAUAAGAGCUCAGAGAAUCAGCCCCAGACUAUAGUGGAAACUAGACUUUCUUGUAGUUUUGACUGCAGAUCUGGAUGAAUGUGUUUUGGUUUGAAAUAAAUACAGUCAAGCCCUAAUAAAUGCAUGCCAGUGCUAUUUUUAUUUUUAUAAAAAGCAAAACAAAACUCCCCUCUGGCACCUAAGGACAUAUUAAGAAAUAAAUAAGUUGCCUAUUAUGACCUACAAUGUUUUACAACGUUGUGCUGGAAGAACACAUUGACUAACAAGCUGUAUUCCCGGGGCGCAGACCCUGUGGCAGAUUUCAUGGGUUGGAAGCGGUGCCAAAGCACAGAAAUGCUCCCACAUGAGUUACGGCCACUGCCAGCCCUGGAGGCACCGAGCAACAACGAGAGAGCCAAGCACUUCGCCUCUGGGCCUUCUCACUUCGCUUCUGGACCGUCUCCUAUUCCUAUCCACAACUUGCCUAGGGAUGCUCUGUGCCACGGAUUUCCCACCGCUCUAACGAUAGCCAGAACCCAAGUGGAAUAUCUUGCUUAAGUCCCUUUCCAGAGAUUGCUUUUAAGAUGUGUAGUAUCACAUCAGAUUUGGGCUGCGGUGCUUGCAAAACGCUCAGAGCUGA
Molecule: messenger RNA, 4708 nt
Organism: Cuculus canorus (common cuckoo)
Lineage: Eukaryota; Metazoa; Chordata; Aves; Cuculiformes; Cuculidae
Gene: AQP9
Product: aquaporin 9
Exons: 7
Coding region: 253-1119 (288 amino acids)
Biological process (GO): water transport; glycerol transmembrane transport
Cellular component (GO): basolateral plasma membrane; plasma membrane
Molecular function (GO): water channel activity; urea transmembrane transporter activity; glycerol channel activity
Source: RefSeq, a predicted model, not a curated record